Messenger RNA from Pseudopipra pipra, 1472 nucleotides. Its product is annotated as keratin-associated protein 19-2-like. Lineage: Eukaryota; Metazoa; Chordata; Aves; Passeriformes; Pipridae. The record is from RefSeq and is a predicted model, not a curated record. The transcript has 2 exons. The coding region runs from base 496 to 780 and encodes 94 amino acids.
ACACCCCCCAGGGUCACUGGGAAGCAGGCAGAGGUCAGGAUGAUGCUGGGAAGCUCCAGCCCUCCUCGGCACACCAAAGCCGAGCCCGUGCCUUUGGUCCCCAACUUGUUGCACCACAGGACGCCAAAGCCAAGCCAACGGAGCAGCCACGAGGCGAUUGCGCAACAGGCAAUGGUCUGAACGUCUCCCCAAAUUAUUGCCAGCCCUCCAAGCACAGGGAAUUGCCUGCAAUUUUCCCGGAGAUUCUCCUCGUUUCGAGAUUAAAGAAAUUCUGGAGGGGUUACGCACGUGUCGCGACGCCGAGCUCGGCAAACAUGAAAAUCGGUGACUCCGCCGACGUCAACUGGAGGGACAAAGGGUCUGAUGAGAUACCCUGGACAACUCUGGAGCUCGGGAGGGUAUAAAUACUGACCUCCGAGCCCGGAACUGUAUUCACUCCUCUCAGCCACUCAACUGCUCCCCUUGGUGAACCGGGCUCACCAACAUCAACAAAGGAUGACCUUCUACAGGGACUUCUGCGACGACGGGUGUUACUCCCAGUUUGGGUACGACGACCUCUCCGGCUUCAGAUUUGGGAGGCCCUUCAGCUACUCCUUGGACCAGUUCCGAUACGGGAGCCCCUACGGCUACAGAGGCUUUGGGAGCCUGUUUGGGAACAGGGGCUUCCUUGGCUACGGGGGCUACUACGGGUACGGGGACCUGUCCGGGUCCGGGUACGGGUCCGGGUCCGGGUACGGGUACGGGUACCCCUUCUCUCGCUUCGGGGGCAGGUUCUCCUGAAGCAGGAACAGCAACCGAGGACUGAAAUGCAGGACACGGACUCACGGCUGAUUUCUGGGGCUGAGAACGCCCAGUGCCCACCCCCUGGCUGAGUUCAGGGGGACACGUGGGUGCCAGACUGCCUGAAACUACUCCCUGUGUAACCACUCCAUGUGUAACCACUCACUCCAUGUGUAACUACUCCCUGUGUAACCACUCCAUGUGUAACUACUCCCUGUGUAACUACUCCACGUGUAACCCUCUCUAACAUCUCCUGUUUCUUCAGCUGUAGCUCCAAAGGGCAACUUGAAUUGCAGCAAGAGCUGAGGCACCUUCAGAGCAUGUUGGGGGAGUAGAGCAAGACCUUGGGUGUGAGUAAAGUGCCUUUUAGUUUUAAUUCACAAGCCCUUGGUAUUGUCAUAGUAGUAGGAGUUCCUGCAACCACUUUAACUUCACCCAAGACAGUAUCUAGUAGAGAAGCUCCUGUUCCAUGUCCGUGCUGUGCCUCAUCUGGCUGUGAACGUGACUUCCAAGCAACUCUGUGAGCAAGAAACUUGUUCUGUGCUGUCAAACUCCACCACUCCCACCAGGAAAAGCAUCACCCACCAGCAGAAACUCUCUGCUUGCUGAAGACCCUUUUGUAUCUCUGCAAACUUGUUCUUUCUGUAACUCCCUGUUUCUCAUCUUCAUUAAAAUUACUCUGUUUAGCUGCA